This is a messenger RNA of Staurois parvus, 1138 nucleotides long. The record is from the annotation of a GenBank genome assembly. Lineage: Eukaryota; Metazoa; Chordata; Amphibia; Anura; Ranidae.
AUGAUGGCUGAUGGAGAAUUUUUAAGGACGAGCUGUGGGUCUCCCAAUUACGCUGCGCCAGAAGUAAUUUCAGGAAGGCUCUAUGCUGGCCCAGAAGUAGACAUAUGGAGUAGUGGUGUCAUUCUUUAUGCCUUGCUAUGUGGGACUCUUCCAUUUGAUGAUGACCAUGUGCCAACCCUGUUCAAGAAGAUCUGUGAUGGCAUUUUCUACACUCCUCAGUAUCUGAACCCCUCUGUGAUCAGCCUUCUCAAGCACAUGCUUCAAGUGGAUCCCAUGAAAAGGGCUACCAUAAAGGACAUCAGAGAGCAUGAAUGGUUUUAAACUGGACCUCCCAAAGUAUCUGUUUCCAGAGGACCAAACCUACAGUUCUAACAUGAUUGAUGAUGAAGCCUUAAAGGAAGUGUGUGAUAAGUGUGAGUGUACGGAGGAGGAGGUGCUCAGCUGCUUGUACAGCCGCAAUCACCAGGACCCAUUGGCUGUAGCUUAUCACCUGAUCAUAGACAACCGACGAAUUAUGAAUGAGGCCAAAGAUUUCUAUUUGGCAACAAGCCCACCAGAUUCAUAUGUAGAGGAGCCUCAUGUACCCCGGCCCCAUCCAGAGAGAGUGCCCUUCUUGGUUGCAGAGUCCCCCCGUCAGAGACACACACUUGAUGAGCUGAACCCACAAAAAUCAAAACACCAAGUCGGGGUGAGAAGAGCAAAAUGGCACCUAGGGAUUAGAAGUCAAAGCCGACCAAAUGACAUCAUGGCGGAAGUAUGCCGAGCAAUGAAGCAGCUGGACUAUGAGUGGAAGGUUGUGAAUCCAUACUACCUCCGUGUUAGGAGAAAAAAUCCAGUAACCAGUAUGUACACAAAAAUGAGCCUGCAGCUAUACCAAGUGGACAGCCGGACAUACCUACUGGAUUUCCGCAGCAUAGAUGAUGAAGUUAGCGAUGCCAAAUCUGAAAAUACCACACCAAGACGGUCGGGGUCUGUUGGCAAUUACCGCCCACCUCAGAAAAGUGACUCUGAUGCCGAAGCCCCAGCAAAAUCAUCCAAUGGUUCUGUCCCUUCUUCACUGACCUCAUCUGCAGACUCCUCCAACACUGACCUGGUCCCUCGACCAGGAAGCCAUACUAUAGAGUUCUUUGAAAUGUGU